AUGAAUGGGCUAUUCAAUGGCACAUCAGUCAAGAAGUUAUUGGGAUGGCGUAUUGGUGAAGAAGAAGAGAAGUUUGCUGAAAAGGCGGUAGAAACGUUGGUGAAAAAGCUCAAAAAGAAAAACGGAGGAGUUGGAACAUUGGAGGACUUGGAAUACGCUUUGGCUCAUCCAGGAUCUCAUUCGAAAUGCGUAGCCCUACCAAAAAGUCAAGACGGAAGGUUGCAGGUUUCACAUCGGAAAGGUUUACCCCAUGUGAUUUACUGCCGCGUAUGGCGUUGGCCAGAUUUACAGUCCCAUCAGGAGCUGAGACCAAUCCCCGAAUGCCUCUAUCCACAUGAUCACAACAACAAAACUCCAUACGUCUGUAUCAAUCCGUACCACUACCAACGUCUUGAUCCGACUCGGGGCGCCCGCUUCAGUUAUUCGCCACCAAUUUCGUCCCCUGCUGUGUCAACAGCCGGCUCUUCACCGUCAUGCUCAGGACGGCUGGACAUAACGUCACCGUCGAACGUCCCCUCCUCAUCCAGUUCACCCGAAUACGACAUGGCUUUCAGCCCAUCGUCAAUGUUAUCGGAAGAGGAUGGAGCGAGAAUGGAGCAGGUCAGUCCAUACACCACACCUCCUACACAGUACUGGGCAACCAUAUCGUAUUAUGAAUUAAACAGCAGAGUUGGUGAAUAUUUCAAGGUAUAUAAAAACGAGUUAAUAGUGGAUGGUUUUACGGACCCGAAUUCCGAUGAACGCAUUUGUCUGGGCCUUUUGUCGAAUGUCAAUCGAAACCCAACGAUCGAAAACACCCGAAGGCACAUAGGAAAAGGAAUUAGCCUGAUGUAUUCGAGCGACUAUGAUCUCUACAUACGGAAUCUCUCCGAAUCCUCGAUCUUCGUACAGUCGCGGAAUCUUAACUACAACAUGCAUCAGGAUCAGUCCACUGUCUGCCGUGUUCCUGCUCAUAGUGCCGCUGUCUGUGUGUUCAGCAACAUCGUAUUCUUACAGAUGCUACAUAACGCAAAAAUGAGAGGAGCCGAGGAGCUGCACGCCCUGCAGAAAGUCUGCUUCAUACGAUUGUCCUUUGUCAAAGGAUGGGGACCGGACUAUCCUCGGCAGGAUGUGACGUCGACACCAUGCUGGUUGGAAAUACAACUGCUCUAUCCACUAUGGCACAUCGACAAGACAUUGCCGGAAGUGUCCUUCAUAUCUGGAGUGGAUCCAACGUCGAUUUCAUGA
This is a messenger RNA of Haemonchus placei, 1227 nucleotides long. The record is from the annotation of a GenBank genome assembly. NCBI's taxonomy places the organism in Eukaryota, Metazoa, Nematoda, Chromadorea, Rhabditida, Trichostrongylidae.